AUGCGUCGUCAUGGCAGGGCCAGCGGUGGCCCGACCAAGGCCGUCUCGCCCUUGUCCGAUACCGUGUCGCUCAUCCAUUCCUUCGAUUCGGUCCUGAACCCCAACCGGCCUGCGCGACCUUCCCCCUUGGCCUCCUCGCACAUCAAAGCCUUGCCGCUCGAACUCAUCGAUCGCCUGCGCUCGUUCCCUUUGUUUCAGUCCACCCCGGAAUCCUUCUUAAUUGAGGUUGGCCAGCACUUGCGCCCACAGCUCCACGCCCCGAACGACUAUAUUCUGACCGAAGGUGAUGACGCGAAGGCGAUAUACUGGCUGGUGCGCGGUGCGGUCUCUGUCACGUCGCGUGAUGGUGAGAGUGUAUAUGCCGAGCUCAAACCGGGGGCUUUCUUUGGAGAAAUCGGUGUGUUGAUGGAUCGGCCGCGCACUGCGACGAUCAUCGCUCGCACUCGAUGCAUGCUGGUCGUGCUCACAAAAGAGGAUUUUCGAAAUAUCUUGCCGCGCUUCCCGGAGGUUGAGCAGGCCAUUAGGGAAGAAGCUCAGGAGCGAUUGAUGAUUCUGGAGAAGAAGAAGAAAGAAACCUCUGCUCCGGUUGUGGAUGAACCCGCCCCCAGCCCGGUGCGAAGGGGCUCAAAACGAUUGCGAGAGAGCUUUUCCAAAGACCUGGCUGUCACUGAAGAAGACUUGACUCUCAGCUCAAUAUACAAGAAGCGGAAGUCGCCGAGCCCGGGGCGCCGGGAUGCUUCCAGCGCGCUGGCCAAUGGUUCGGUGAAUGUUCGUCUUUUGCUCAAAGAGCUUCCUCUAUUCAAGGGGCUGCCGGCCGAUAUCCUCCAUUUUUUGGGUCUCAAUGCUCAGCCAAGUUCAUUCCCUCCAUUCACCGACAUCAUCAAGCAAGAUUCUCAUGGCCGAGAACUCUACUUCAUCGUUCGCGGUGAAGUGGAGGUUGUUACCGAACGGCAUAAGCAAGAUCAUAUGCAUCAUGGCCAACCAAAUGGGGCUGAUCACCCGGAUGUUGAAAUCAAAGCCCGGCUCAAGCAAGGCCAGUAUUUUGGAGAAGUGGUCAGCCUAUCGCUCGCACCGCGUAGGACAGCUACCGUUCGAUCCGUUACAUCGGUUGAGUGUCUCAUGCUCAGCGGAGAGGUGCUAUCAAAGUUCUGGGAAAUGUGCCCCCAGGAUAUCCGUGAACAAGUCGAACGUACCGCUCAAGAGAGACUUCAGGCUGCAGCAGAUGGUGAUGUGGUCAUGUCAGAGGCAACGGACGAGGAAGCUCCCAUGGGCGACUUGGACAUCGAUGACCGAGUCAAGAUAAGGGCUUCUCGGAGGCGCUCAAUGCCCCUUCUAACAUUGACCGAAACUGAACUAGAUGGACCGCCUCGACCGUCGUCAGUUGAUAAUCAGGAGCAAGCCGUGUUAAGACCUUCAGACCCCGAUCCCUAUCUCAGCCUUGGUUUGGACAAGGUCCGGCUGCGAAGCCGACGCGGCUCGGUGGCACCAUUGACACCGGAGGAACUCACGGGAGAACUGCAACGGUCAUCUCCUACGGAGCCUCGCUCUGCUACCUCCUCAUGCCUGGCCCUCCCUGAGACCGUUGGCCUCUCCAAACCGCACCAAACAUCGCGUCCCUUCGGCGUCGCCCAUCAUGGAAUUUUCCCCGAUAGUGUACUGUUGAACAUCUUCCAAUUCUUGGAUCUCCAUCAUCUCCUUCGAUUUCGCGCGGUGUCGUCUCACUGGUCAGAGAUUCUGAACAAAUCAAACGACGUGGCUCGCAACCUGGACCUUAGCAUAUAUAAUCGCAAAGUCACCGACGACGUGCUUGUUAAAAUUAUAUGCCCGUUUGUCGGCAAUCGGCCUCGAUCUGUCAACAUCAACAACUGCUUCCAUAUCACCGAUGAAGGCUUCAAUGCGUUAGCGAAUACUUGUGCGCCCACAUCGACCACGUGGAAGAUGAAAAGCGUUUGGGACGUCACAGCAUCUGCUAUCCUUGAAAUGUCCAGCAAAGCCACCGGUCUUCAAGAGGUGGACCUGAGCAACUGCCGAAAAGUGGGAGAUACACUCAUGGCCCGUAUUAUAGGAUGGUUCGUACCCGGGAAUCAGAAACCUGGCGAGGGGAAGACGUCCUCCAUCAAGCCGACUCUUCAAACCCCUGAUGGCACCGUCUAUGGCUGCCCUAAGCUGACGAAGCUCACUCUUUCCUACUGCAAACAUGUCACAGAUCGUUCCAUGCACCACAUCGCCUCUCAUGCUGCCAGUCGCAUCGAAGAAAUGGACUUGACACGUUGCACCACCAUCACAGAUCAAGGAUUCCAGUAUUGGGGCAAUGCACGAUUCACCAACUUACGCAGACUCUGUUUAGCGGAUUGCACAUACCUGACCGACAAUGCCAUCGUCCAUCUGACGAAUGCCGCCAAGCAGCUGCAAGAGUUGGAUCUAUCUUUCUGCUGCGCCCUCUCUGAUACGGCAACCGAAGUUCUCGCUCUUCAAUGCUCCCAAUUGCAGUACCUCAACAUGUCGUUCUGCGGCUCGGCUAUUUCCGACCCUUCCCUGCGCAGUAUCGGUCUUCACCUCCUUUCCCUCAGACACCUAUCAGUACGCGGCUGUGUCCGUGUUACUGGAGUAGGCGUCGAGGCCGUUGCCGAAGGCUGCCACCAAUUACAAUCCUUCGACAUAAGCCAGUGCAAGAACCUCACGCCUUGGUUCGAGGAUAAUGGGCCGAUGCGUUACCAACCACGGAUCGAGUUCGAGACUGUCGCUUCAAAUGGAAGGAAUUUCAGAUGA
Molecule: messenger RNA, 2769 nt
Organism: Penicillium canariense
Lineage: Eukaryota; Fungi; Ascomycota; Eurotiomycetes; Eurotiales; Aspergillaceae
Exons: 2
Coding region: 1-2769 (922 amino acids)
Molecular function (GO): protein-containing complex binding; protein binding
Source: RefSeq, a predicted model, not a curated record